GAGACGCAGCAACAGACAGACGUUGAUCUCAGAGACAAAAUGGCUUCCAUGUCAGAGAAGGAAUUCUACUGUCCGGUCUGUUCGGUCUGUCAUGAAGUCUUUAGAGAUCCUGUUCUUCUGUCAUGUAGCCACAGCUUCUGUAAAGACUGUCUGCAGAGCUGGUGGACAGAGAAACAGACACAGGAGUGUCCAGUUUGUAAGAGAAGAUCUUCAAAGUCAGAACCACCUCUUAACCUGGAGUUAAAGAAGCUGUGUGAGAGUUUCUUACAGCAGAGAGAUCAGAGAGCUUCAGAGGCUCUCUGCAGUCUGCACUCUGAGAAACUCAAACUCUUCUGUCUGGACCAUCAGCAGCCGGUGUGUGUCGUCUGUCUACAUUCAGAAAAACACUUCAACCACAUAAUCAGACCCAUCGAUGAAGCUGCACGACAACACAAGAAGGAACUCCAGGAAACUCUGGAGAACUUAAAGAAGAAGUUAAAGGUUUUUGAACAAGUUAAAGUGAAGUUUGAUCAAACAGCAAAACACCUGAAGGUCCAGGUCCGAAGCACAGAGACGCAGAUUAAGGAUCAGUUUAAGAAGCUUCACCUGUUUCUAGAAGAGGAAGAGGAGGCCAGGAUGGCUGCACUGAGGGAGGAAGAGGAGCAGAAGAGUCAGAGGAUGAAGGAGAAGAUGGAGGCUCUGAGCAGAGAGAUAGCAGCUCUUUCAGACACAGUCAGAGCCACAGAGGAGCAGCUGAGAGCUGAAGACGUCUCAUUCCUGAUCAACUACAAGGCUGCAGUGGAAAGAGUCCAGCAGAGCCCCCUGCUGGAGGAUCCACAGCUGCUCUCAGGAGCUCUGAUAGACGAGGCCAAACACCUGGGCAACCUGAGCUUCAACAUCUGGAACAGGAUGAAGGAGAUGGUUUCCUACUCUCCUCUGAUUCUGGACCCAAACACUGCUUAUCCAAACCUCAUCCUGUCUGAAGAUCUGACCAGUGUGAGACUUGGAGGAGACAGACAGAAGCUUCCUGAUAAUCCAGAGAGGCUUGAUUAUCUCUUCUCUGUCCUGGGCUCUAAGGGCUUUGACUCAGGGACUCACAGCUGGGAUGUCGAGGUUGGAGACAAUACAUACUGGCUACUGGGUGUGUUAGCAGAGUCUGUCCCAAGGAAGGGAGUCAUAUCUUCUGGAUUAUGGGCAACAUGGUUCUCUGGAUGUAAAUACUCAGCGUGGUCUCCACCAGCUCUACGCACUGAUCUUCCAUUUAAGAAGCAACUCCAGAGGAUCAGAGUGACUCUGGACUGGAACAGAGGAAAGCUGUCGUUCUCUGAUCCUGAUACUGACACACACAUACACACCUUCACACACACUUUCACUGAGAGGCUGUUUCCAUACUUUAGGCCUGGGGAUACAGUCCCACUGAAGAUAUCACCACUGAAGGUCUGUGUGACAAAACAACAGGUCUGAUAGUCGUUAGUUUGAAUGUGGUGAUUAGAGCUGAAACGAUUCCUCGAGUAACUUGAAAAAUUCGAUUACUAAAAAUCCUCAAUGUAAAAUGAUUUGCUUUAGAAGCUUCAUUUAAUUAAUGUUACCAACGUUGUAUCUGCUCACAGUGUUUCCGAACAAAGGAUUAUUACUGUCGCACAACAGGCUGAUGCUGCUUGCGACACAUGUCUUGAAGACAGAUUACAAAAUGAAGAAAAGAGUGUGAGGGCCUAAGAGAUGAGACAGUCUGGAGAAAACAGAAAGUGUCCAAAAUUUGGAAUCAGUUCAAACAUAAUUUAAACUAAAACUCUGUACAGUGUGUCUACUGCAAUAUCGAACUAGCUUAACAAAAUAAUAGCACAACGUCAAUGCUUCAGCAUCACAACAGAAAAAUUUCAGUCUAACUUAAUCAUCCAUUACACAAAGCGGACCCGACAAAAGUAAAUCAGUCGUAUGGACCAUGAAACUAUACCAAAAACAAAGACAAGAAAAUACAUAGUGGUGACCACAAUUUGGUCUGGUAACGCCGAAAAAAAAU
Perca flavescens (yellow perch) is the source of this 1999-nucleotide messenger RNA. Its product is annotated as E3 ubiquitin-protein ligase TRIM39-like. Gene Ontology annotation, molecular function: protein binding; zinc ion binding. Bases 40 to 1443 code for a protein of 467 amino acids. The record is from RefSeq and is a predicted model, not a curated record. NCBI's taxonomy places the organism in Eukaryota, Metazoa, Chordata, Actinopteri, Perciformes, Percidae. The transcript is spliced from 2 exons.